GGAGGAGAUGUUGAAACAGGUUGAUGAAAAAACAUUGUCAUAUGUGGAAGAGAGUAAUGGGGUUGCUCUAGUCGAGACCGAUCUGGUGUCCAAGGAGGAUGAGAAGGAAGCGGUUCCUGCUGCUGUUGCAGAUAUUGUGUCGAAGGGGAUCGAGGAAACAAGGUUACCGGUUUCCAAAGAGCAAACUGGGGAGUCAUCGGGUACUGCUUACAAGGAAGAGGUUCCUGCAGUCGAAUCAGCUGAUGCCGGACAAGAUCAUGGCAAGGCUGAGAUCCCCGAAAGCACAGGAAAUCCGUCGAUUGUAUCUGUCGCCGGACCCCCCCUGCAGCCGACUUCAUGGAGGAGUUGCUGUGGACUCUUCGAAAUUCUGCACCGAAGAUCCGAUAGAUAAUUCAAGAAACGAAGCAUUAUCGCUGGUGUAACUGAGCCAUGAAGGUUGCACAGCUAACCCUAAAUCUAAAUAGUGUUUGAGACUUAGAGCUUGAUUUUGUGUUAGCUGCUGAGGAUAUGAGAUUGGUUUUCGUGAUUUCGUGUGGAGUGAAUUCCGUUAUUUCGCGUGGAGUGAAUUCCGUUAUCUGGUAUAUUUUUCGUAUUUACUAAAGAAGCGUUCUUUUAUAUUCCUUUCAAUGAUUUGUAUGUACUGAAGAUUUCACUUUUAUUUUUAUUUGGUCAAGGAUUUGUUACCAAAUGUACAUCAUAUACACAUUGAUGGUUAAUGCUAAAGACAGUUCAGGCUUGA
This is a messenger RNA of Pyrus x bretschneideri (Chinese white pear), 739 nucleotides long. RefSeq lists its product as uncharacterized. The transcript has 3 exons. The coding region runs from base 8 to 391 and encodes 127 amino acids. Lineage: Eukaryota; Viridiplantae; Streptophyta; Magnoliopsida; Rosales; Rosaceae. The record is from RefSeq and is a predicted model, not a curated record.